Helobdella robusta is the source of this 408-nucleotide messenger RNA. RefSeq lists its product as hypothetical. The record is from RefSeq and is a predicted model, not a curated record. The coding region runs from base 1 to 408 and encodes 135 amino acids. The transcript has 2 exons. Lineage: Eukaryota; Metazoa; Annelida; Clitellata; Rhynchobdellida; Glossiphoniidae.
AUGUUGUCAUCACUGGACUCGUUAUCGAAAAAAAUAUUUCUAUUCGUGAUCUUUGGAGCGUGUUUUAUGGGCUGGGGGAAGUGUGCGACAACUGGCGUGAUUGAAGAAGAAGAAGAAGAAGAAGAAGAAGAAGAAGAUGAAGAAGAAGAUGAAGAAGAAGUAGAAGGAAAAGAAGAAGAAGAAAAAGAAGAAGAAGAAAAAGAAGAAGAUGAAGAAGAUGAAGAAGAUGAAGAAGAUGAAGAAGAUGAAGAAGAUGAAGAAAAAGAACCGGAGGAAGAAGAAAAAGAAAUAAUCAUAAUAACAAUUAUCAUCAUCGAUUAUUAUUAUUAUUAUUCCAGCGUCUUCAAUCAUCAUCGCCAUCAGACAUUUGCCAUAUCAAUCAAAGCCCGCUUCUUACUUGCUAACUAA